Diospyros lotus (date-plum) is the source of this 843-nucleotide messenger RNA. RefSeq lists its product as uncharacterized. The record is from RefSeq and is a predicted model, not a curated record. Bases 1 to 843 code for a protein of 280 amino acids. The transcript has a single exon. Lineage: Eukaryota; Viridiplantae; Streptophyta; Magnoliopsida; Ericales; Ebenaceae.
AUGCAAGCGAGUUCCGAGGAAUCGGAGAGAGCCUUACCUGAUUUCAGCUUGGGAUCGGAUUUUGCAGAGGUCGCCGCUAACUUUAGCGACGAGUUUGCCCGCAAGAUGAGGGUUAACGACUUCGACGAAACGCCGGCGUUUCUUGAAGAGGAUGAAUAUGAAUAUGAAGAUGAAGUAGAAUUCUCUUUUGCAAGUGUAGGUACCAUUGAAUCGACGAGUUCGGCUGAUGAUAUGUUCCAGAACGGCCAGAUCAAGCCGGUCUUUCCAUUGUUCGACCAGAGUCUUCUCUUCGCCGAGGAUUCGUUGCCCCCGGCUGUGAAAAAGGUCUUUGUCGAAGCGAGGGAUUCUUCCCCGCCGGCGACGGCGGAGGACGGUGAGGCGGCGGGUCCGUACUGCGAGUGGUCCAGGAAAGCGGUGGAGGUCUCCCCGGAGCUCAACAAGAAGAGCAACUCCACCGGAUUUUCGAAGUUCUGGAGGUUCCGAGAGCCGGGAACCCGAAGCAACAGCAACGGCAGAGACGCGUUCGUGUUCCUGAACGGGGCUUCUACUACGUCGAGAAUUUCGAAGAGGGAGGAGAAGAGCGAGGCUAUCCCCGAGAAGAGGAGCGUCGGGGAAGCAAAGGCCGUGGGCGGCAGCACCGCAGUAAAAACGGCUGCGGCGGGGAAGAAGGUAGCGGGGAAGGGAAAAACGACGCCGUCAUCCGCUCAUGAGAAGCACUAUGUGAGGAGCAGAGCGUCGAGAGAAGAAGUUCGUCGACGGUCGUAUCUACCCUAUAGGCCAGGCGUGGUUGGCUUCUUCACCAACGUACAAGGCGGCUUAACCAGGGAUGUACACCCAUUCUAA